GGAAUAGUAGUGCUCUAGUCUGAUGGGUACUUUCCUUGUGCAUUUCUUGGAAGCUGGCAAAUUUACGCUUCAACGUCAAGAAGACACAAAUCUUUCCUCUUCCUCCUCAGCUCCUCCUCCUCCUUUUCCUCCCUCGUAAGUUUUAACUCCGGACAUUCCGACUUAGUACUAUAUUACUACGUCGUCGGUCCACCUCCUUUUUCCCUGCUACUCAAAUAGUCUAAAAAUCUUUCAAAAGCACCAAUCUUCUCUCUUCCCACCUUUCUUUUUCCUUUUUUUUUGGGUUGAAAUGGCGGUACUGAACCGCUUAAUAUCAAGAAGCCGAGGCUGCUCGGCAAUAAUAUUGAGCUCCUACCCGUAUUCACAUUCAAUCCGGAGUUUCUGUUUCAAGUCAUGCGAGAGUAGUGGGAUCAACUUACCCCCCAUAGUACCAUCACCGUCUUCAACCUCAACCCCUGCUUCUCCCGGUCCCUCUGUAAUUCCAACUCCUCGGGAAGGCAGAAAUGUCCAGUGGGUUUUUCUGGGCUGCCCUGGGGUCGGCAAAGGAACCUACGCCGCUCGCCUCUCCACUCUUCUCGGUGUCCCCCACAUCUCCACCGGUGAUCUCGUUCGCCAUGAGCUCUCCUCCCAGGGUCCUUUGUCUUCUCAGCUUGCUGAGAUUGUCAACCAAGGAAAAUUGCUUUCAGAUGAGAUCAUAAUAAAUCUUCUUUCCAAGCGUCUUGAAGCUGGAGAAGCCAAUGGUGAAACUGGAUUCAUUCUUGAUGGCUUUCCUCGAACUAUAAGACAGGCGGAAAUUCUGGAGGGGGUAACCGAUAUUGACUUGGUGAUUAAUCUGAAGCUACGGGAAGAAGCAUUACUUGCCAAAUGCCUUGGAAGAAGGAUUUGUAGCGAGUGUGGAGGGAACUAUAAUGUUGCCUGCAUUGACAUCAAGGGUGAAGAUGGAAGCCCUCAAAUGCACAUGCCUCCCCUUCUUCCUCCGCCAAAUUGUGAAUCAAAACUAAUCACAAGGUCUGAUGACACUGAAGAAGUUGUGAAGGAGCGCCUCCGAGUCUACAAUGAAAUGAGCCGACCUGUGGAGGAAUUCUAUCGAAGGCGUGGGAAAUUGCUGGAGUUUGAUCUUCCUGGAGGGAUUCCUGAAUCCUGGCCUAGGUUGCUUCAAGCCUUGAAUCUUGAUGACAAUGACAACAAAGAGUCAUUAGCUGCUUGAACAUUCACAGCUGCGGGUAGUUGUCGUAGUCGUAUAAAUGGCAGCUUUUUCCUGGUUAAGUAGUUAAAUCAUUCUUUGCAUGUGUGAUGUACAUGCCCACCUCAAUGAAAUUGAAGUCAUAUUUGCGUACAUGAUUCCAUACAACAAAGACCUCCUUCCACUUCCAUUAGUCAAUUAAACAUUAAGUUCCCUGAAGGGGUUUCCUGGAGAGCACUGGGAUUUGAGCUGAUGCAGGAUGUGAUUACUUGUACUGUUGUAAGAUAUAUGAUGCGGAUGGUAGUCGAUUAAUGCUUUUUUUUUUUUUCAAAUAAAUAUCCAAACACUGCAUUGUUAUUUUGUUA
This is a messenger RNA of Coffea eugenioides, 1548 nucleotides long. Its product is annotated as probable adenylate kinase 6, chloroplastic. Bases 290 to 1207 code for a protein of 305 amino acids. Gene Ontology annotation, molecular function: AMP kinase activity; ATP binding. The record is from RefSeq and is a predicted model, not a curated record. Gene Ontology annotation, biological process: nucleobase-containing compound metabolic process. NCBI's taxonomy places the organism in Eukaryota, Viridiplantae, Streptophyta, Magnoliopsida, Gentianales, Rubiaceae. The transcript is spliced from 4 exons. Gene Ontology annotation, cellular component: cytoplasm; mitochondrion.